Desarmillaria tabescens is the source of this 865-nucleotide messenger RNA. RefSeq lists its product as uncharacterized. The transcript is spliced from 2 exons. The record is from RefSeq and is a predicted model, not a curated record. Bases 108 to 716 code for a protein of 202 amino acids. NCBI's taxonomy places the organism in Eukaryota, Fungi, Basidiomycota, Agaricomycetes, Agaricales, Physalacriaceae.
GGCAUUCGAAAAAUGCCCAUUCUUCCUGGUUUGUAGGGAUCUAUGCAUACCUCAGCCGUAUAUUGCGACCGAGCCUGCCUAUACAAUCUUCCUGACAGGAUGUAUGUAUGAGACGUAUAAAAGCGACAGCAAGGAUACAACCACCUAACCGUUGGAGCUUCUCUCAGUCAGUCGCCCAUUCUUCUAAUUUCUUUCGACCAAGCCAUUUUUCAUUCAUCAUUAUGAGCCAAAGGUUCGCCAAUUAUGUCGUUUACAAGAUCACCGGCGGUGACGCCCUGAUCAAGUCUGGUCGGACCGCUAUUUAUGAGCAUCCCGCCGACCAGACGACCUUCUACGCCUGCAAUGACUCUCAUCUUAUCGACACCACUUGGAUCUAUAAGAUGUCCUGGGAGAAUACCACCGACACAGCGCAAACCUACACCCUCGACUAUGUGACGGGCCCCAAAGAAGCUGAAGCCGCUGAUAUUCCAAAAUCUUGGAAUUGCGGCUUUCUACCGGGCUUGUCGAUCACCAUGAAUACCCAAGCGAAGGUAUUCUCUGACUCCGAGACGACGGACAGUGACACGAAAUCGGUUUCGUUGACUAUCCCUGCAAAUUCGACGUUGACGUUCUAUCAGAAGAAAUAUUGGUUCAGAAACUCGAUGUUCUUCGUCUUGGAUACGUUGGGUCAGGAGUUCAAUGUUGGCUCUCCAGGCGGAGAUGAUGUCCUGAGAUGAGCGCGAAGUGGAGCUUAUGAGCGAGGACUAUCUGAUUGUCGGCACGACAUUGACUCGCUCCACAACGGGUACAAUAGAUGUGCCAUCGGUUGUGAGGGCUGACGUCGAGGAUGGCAGGGAGACGCGAGACCCUAAGGAUCUUCCUGAGA